GGGUCGGGACGCAGCAGCGAAGCCGCGGGCGCAGCAGCAGCGAGGGGACGCGGGCGAGGAGCGCUCCGUCCCGCCGCAGCGGUCGGGGCCGAGCGGGGCCAUGCUGGGCCGGCGGCGCGUCUUCGCAGUGGAGCCACUGGGCGGCCGGGAUGGAGCUGGCGAGAACCUGGCCCAGGGCUGUGUUGUGCCUGGAGUCACCAGCACCUACAGACGGAUCCUGGAUGCCUCUCAGGGGUGCUCACUGGGCUCAUGGAAGGGGGACGGCGAGGUGAAGGGUCUCCGGGGUCAGGUGCCACUUCUCAAACUGGCCUCCCGGGACUCCGGAGUGGAGAUGGCAGUUGGGGACAGCUCUCAGACCACCUCGCCGGGCCUUUCUGAAGAAGCUCUGGACUUUGAGCCUGUGGGGAGCCCAGAGCCUCUGGCCCUGCCCAUGGAGCCUCCUGCCCACCUGGGCCGGCUCCUGGCCAGCCAGAAGCUAGAGCAGGUGCUGGAUCGGUCCAGCCAGCUCCCAACUUCGCCUGUCAGCUUGUCACAACACCGCCACUCCUCAAAGAUGACAAGGAAGCCUCAGCACGAAGUGCCCCUUUUUGGAGCAAGAGACCAGCAGGCCACCAGUGCAGAAACUGACCAAGAGGCAGGCCCAGAAGAAACAGAGGUGGUGAGGGGCGUGGGGCCUGAAGCCUGGGCCUGCCUCCCAGGACAGGGUCUUCGCUACCUGGAACACCUGUGCAUAGUGCUGGAGCAGAUGGUGAGGCUCCAGCAACUCCACCUGCAGCUGCAGACUCAGAGGCUCCCUGGGGUGAGUGAGCCAUGUGGUGCUGGUGGUGGGGGACAGGACCCUGCUGAGGAAGAGCCGACCCUGGUGCCUCUGCCUCCACCUUCUCACACCCCAGGCAGUGGGGUACACGGGUCCUGUGAGUUGCUCAGCCAGACAGAGGAGACAGGUGUGGGGCGACUGAGGCUCCCUCCCAGUCCUGCUGGUCUGGGGCCCCAGGCAGACCCCCUAAGCCCCGGGCUUGACUGGUGUGUUCCUGUUCUUGGACCUGGGUCACCGGAUUCUCUCUCUGAAGGAGCAAAAAGACCUUCACUCCCGAAGGGGGCGAUGCCCAGUGCCCAGCCUUCUGGGCUGUCAGAGGCCCCCACAGGCCCAGCUCAUGACUUUCCAUGCUCCCGGAGUCACAAGCGGGAUCUCUCCCACUGGAACAAGGUCAAGGUCCUUCUCAAUGGGAUUCGCUGGAGGAGCUCUCAACACCCUGGGCCCCCCACCCCUCCUCAUGGCCCUGACUCCAGGAUUGGGUCAAGGGACUUCCCUGAAAGACCUCCAUGUCGCCCCCUCCAGAAGACAUUUAUGCCAUCGGUAGUGGUGAAGAAGCAACGAGCAAAAAACCUUUCUGUCUGCUGAGACCUGAUGCAGGUGUGCCCCUGUGUGGAGGGGUGUGCAGUGAAGUCUUCUUCUUUGCCCUGUCGCUGUUUUGGGGCACUGCCAGAGAAAACUGCCAACGCUUGCCCUUCUCUCUGAGGUGAGGGCUGAGUCCUUCUCUUCUGAGCAGCUUGGCAGGGGAGCCUGGGUUCCCCGAGAGACCCCAAGGUGUGGCAGCCCCUGGGCACCUCCUCAGCUGCCAGAAAUCCCUGAGCCUAGACAAUGGGAACCAAUUCCUCAGGCACCCCUGGAGCGUGUUUGGCAUGGUGAUGUGUCGGGGCCCAACCUGCUGCAGAUAUGUCUGUAUGCAAAACGAUACAUGCACAGAUCUCUGUGAGACUGUCGCAGUUGUGAACUGACUGGAUCCAGCCAGCUCUCCUGAAUCACACUCAAAAAGCUGGUCUUCUGGGUGAGGUAGCUGCAGAGGGAGGGAACUGACUGACCUUCAUGCCUCAGUGCACAGUUGCUGGUCCUGGAGCCCUGCUUUUCUCCUCAUCGCUGCGUGGGAAGCCCCAGCACAGAGAAGGGCACUGCCUCGGCUGUCUCCACAUUUAGUCUAGUCCAUGGAGCUGUGGCUCUGAAGACUGCACCAGGAAUGGGAGGGUUCAGAAAAACAUGGGGACUAGCAGAGUAACCAGCAGGGUCUAUUCCUACCUGCCUUGCUCCUUACUAGCCUUAACACACCAGAGCUGAAACUGGAGGCCCAUACUAGCUUUUAGACCUGGACAAAGUCCCUUAACUUUUUUGAGCUGUAGCUUCCCACUUAAUCUCCCAAAUGGUAUCAUGAUGCCUGACCUACCUACCUCACCAGCUUGUUAUGAGGAUUAAAUGAGAUUAAACUGUCUCAAAGUG
Artibeus jamaicensis (Jamaican fruit-eating bat) is the source of this 2272-nucleotide messenger RNA. RefSeq names its product chromosome unknown C8orf58 homolog (gene CUNH8orf58). The transcript is spliced from 6 exons. Lineage: Eukaryota; Metazoa; Chordata; Mammalia; Chiroptera; Phyllostomidae. The record is from RefSeq and is a predicted model, not a curated record. Bases 101 to 1402 code for a protein of 433 amino acids.